Messenger RNA from Monoraphidium neglectum, 900 nucleotides. RefSeq lists its product as hypothetical. The transcript has 4 exons. The record is from RefSeq and is a predicted model, not a curated record. The coding region runs from base 1 to 900 and encodes 299 amino acids. Lineage: Eukaryota; Viridiplantae; Chlorophyta; Chlorophyceae; Sphaeropleales; Selenastraceae. Gene Ontology annotation, molecular function: protein binding.
AUGGAGAUCGACGAGGACGUAGAGCUAAGCGGAGAGCUGCAUCACACCGCAACGGCCGUGGCAGACAUCGGGCCGCUGUCCAGCCAGCCGGAGGUGGCCGCCAUCUCGGCCCUGAACCUCUCCUGCAACCAGCUCACGUCGCUGCGGGGCCUGUCAGCACUGCAGAACCUGCGGCACCUGAACGUGCAGCGCAACUGCCUCACCAGCUUGGAAGAUCUCCGCGGCCUGCCUGCCCUGGAGUCCCUGAACGCGGGAGGCAACGCUAUCGCCUUGCUGCAGCCUUUGACGGGUUUGACCGGCCUUCGGGAGUUGAUGCUGCACCGCAACAAGGUGGCUGAUGCCGCUGAAUUCGUGGCACUCGAGGCUCUGCCACGCCUGGUGAAGCUGGCAAUAUACGGCAAUCCAGUCACCAGCGCAAUGCAAGACGGCGGCCGCGCGGCGACUCUGGCGGCACUCCAGGGCCUGCAGAGCGCCGUGCAGCUGCUCCCCCAGCUGUCCUUGACUACCACGAAGCCCAGCUCGCUCAGGGCACCGGAUAUUGCAGCAGCCGCAGCAGCAGCCCUGCGCAAGGAGCCGCCUGUGACAUACUUCAGCAACAGGCACGACAACGGCAUGCCCUCUGUGACGCUGCGCCGCAACGGCACCGGCUCUGUCAGCUGGCCCUCAGGCGGCCUUGCGGCCUCGGCAGACCUCGACCCCGCCAGCGGCUACCGGCUGAUGGCCAUGUUUGACGCCACUGGCGCCAGUGUUGCCGCAAAUGUGGCGCUCAGCUCUGAUGGGGGCAGCGGGUUUGCGCAGUACGCAAGCGGCGCCAUGGCUCUGACCUGGAAGCGCAGGGAGGCGGGGGCGCACUUUGGGCCAGGCGGCGAGGUGCUGGCGCGCUGGAACAACCGCAAGUGA